Messenger RNA from Lottia gigantea (owl limpet), 609 nucleotides. RefSeq lists its product as hypothetical. The record is from RefSeq and is a predicted model, not a curated record. The annotation marks the transcript as partial. The transcript has 5 exons. Gene Ontology annotation, cellular component: clathrin-coated endocytic vesicle; early endosome. Lineage: Eukaryota; Metazoa; Mollusca; Gastropoda; Lottiidae. Gene Ontology annotation, molecular function: phosphatidylinositol-4-phosphate phosphatase activity. Gene Ontology annotation, biological process: phosphatidylinositol dephosphorylation; regulation of endocytic recycling.
CAGCGUGGUGUAUUUAGGGUUAAUUGUAUUGAUUGUUUAGACAGAACAAAUGUAGUUCAAACAGCAAUAGCUAGAAUAGUGAUGGAAACACAGUUCCGAAAACUGGGUUUAUUGCCACCAGAAGAGAUUUUACCACCAAGCUGUAGAAUAACCUACCAACAAUUAUGGGCUAAUAAUGGUGAUGCUAUCAGUAGGCAGUAUGCUGGUACAGCAGCCUUGAAGGGAGAUUUUACCAGAACUGGUGAAAGAAAAUUUGCUGGAAUGAUGAAAGAUGGAAUGAAUUCAGCAAACCGAUAUUACUUAAGAUUCCGUGAUGAUUAUCGUCAAGCAGCUAUGGAUAUUAUAUUAGGCCAACCAGUCUCACAAGAAAUAUUAACCAGUAAAGUAGGAGAACUAGAUGUUGUUGAUGAUACUAGUGAACUGAUAGAGAAAGAAGAAAAUGUGAAGAUGUUAAUAGAAGAUUGUAAAAAGAUGUUAAUAGUGGAACCUGAACAAUGUUUAGGAGGUUGGAGUCUGAUUAAUGCUGAUCCUCAAACUGGAGACCCUGAUAGACAAGAAAUGGAUACUAUUUUAUUGUUAAGUCAAAGAGCUAUUUAUAUUGCUUGGUAA